Ananas comosus (pineapple) is the source of this 1556-nucleotide messenger RNA. Its product is annotated as ribulose bisphosphate carboxylase/oxygenase activase, chloroplastic-like. The transcript has 6 exons. Bases 65 to 1393 code for a protein of 442 amino acids. The record is from RefSeq and is a predicted model, not a curated record. Gene Ontology annotation, cellular component: thylakoid; chloroplast stroma. Lineage: Eukaryota; Viridiplantae; Streptophyta; Magnoliopsida; Poales; Bromeliaceae. Gene Ontology annotation, molecular function: ribulose-1,5-bisphosphate carboxylase/oxygenase activator activity; ATP binding; ATP hydrolysis activity.
CCAAAGUUUGUGGCUCGUUGGAGAAGCUGCUUUUGCCUACAGCUGCAAUUUCUGGGCUUCUUCAAUGGCCACUGCCGCCGUCUCGACCGUUGGAGCCGUUAACAGAGUGCCGUUGAAUCUGCACGGCUCCGGUUCGGGAUCUCAGGUCCCGAAUUCGGUGUUCUUCGGCAGCAGCUUGAAGAAAGUAAGCUCUAGCCUAAGCCAUGGAAGAGUCCCUGCCAGGGUUUUCAAGGUUAUGGCCGCCGACCUUGAUGAAUCGAAGCAAACCGAGAAGGACAAAUGGAGAGGGCUGGCAUAUGACACGUCGGACGAUCAACAGGAUAUCACGAGGGGGAAAGGUAAGGUCGAUCCGCUCUUCCAAGCUCCGAUGGACUCCGGCACCCACAUCCCUGUCAUGAGCUCCCAAGAGUACAUUAGCCAGGGGCUAAGAGAGUACAACUUGGACAACACCAUUGAUGGCCUAUACAUAGCUCCCGCAUUCAUGGACAAGCUUGUUGUUCACAUCUCUAAGAACUUCAUGACCUUGCCUAACAUCAAGGUCCCCCUUAUUUUGGGUAUUUGGGGAGGCAAAGGACAAGGGAAAUCCUUCCAGUGCGAGCUCGUCUUCGCUAAGAUGGGUAUCAACCCUAUCAUGAUGAGUGCCGGAGAGCUGGAGAGCGGGAACGCCGGAGAGCCUGCAAAGCUAAUCAGGCAAAGGUACCGCGAGGCGGCCGACAGGAUACAGAAGGGUAAAAUGUGCGUCCUCUUCAUAAACGAUCUCGAUGCUGGUGCCGGCCGGCUCGGUGGGACCACCCAGUACACAGUCAACAACCAGAUGGUCAACGCCACCCUGAUGAACAUCGCCGAUAACCCGACGAAUGUGCAGCUCCCCGGGAUGUACAACAAGCAGGAGAACGCCCGCGUGCCCAUCAUCGUCACGGGAAACGACUUCUCUACGCUUUAUGCGCCGUUGAUUCGUGACGGACGUAUGGAGAAGUUUUACUGGGCGCCGACCAGGGAGGACCGUAUUGGUGUGUGCAGUGGUAUAUUCAGGACCGACAACAUCGCAAAGGAGGAUAUCGUCAAGCUCGUUGAUGCCUUCCCCGGCCAGUCAAUCGACUUCUUCGGUGCCCUCCGAGCCAGAGUUUACGAUGACGAAGUGAGGAAGUGGGUCACGGAUAUCGGUGUCGCGACGGUCGGGAAGAAGCUCAUCAACUCGAUCGAAGGCCCGCCGACGUUCGAGCAGCCCAAGAUGACACUUGAUAAGCUGAUGGAGUACGGAAACAUGUUGGUGCAGGAGCAGGAGAAUGUGAAGAGGGUACAGCUUGCUGACAAGUACUUGAGCGAGGCCGCGCUCGGAGAUGCCAACGACGAUGCCAUCAACACCGGAUCGUUCUUCAACGGAAGCUCUUAAAUCAGGGAUUUGUGUAUAUAAUCAUGAUAUACUUCAUGUCUACCAUUUUUGAUCUUCCAAGUUUGCUUGUUUUUGCCUAUCUUCUUAUGAUAAGCUAAUCUAUUGUUUGGAAUGGAUUAUGGUUAGAUAGAAUUCUAGUAUUCACUUUCUUGUUUUGUCCUCA